Molecule: messenger RNA, 348 nt
Organism: Microsporum canis CBS 113480
Lineage: Eukaryota; Fungi; Ascomycota; Eurotiomycetes; Onygenales; Arthrodermataceae
Exons: 2
Coding region: 1-348 (115 amino acids)
Source: RefSeq, a predicted model, not a curated record
AUGAAUGGGAGGUGUGCUUACCAUGCCUUGGAAGGCGAAACGGCGCAGAAGCAGUCGCAGGGCAAAGGAAGCUCGAUAUCAAAACAUGUUUCGUUUGCGAGGUUGAAGAUGGUCCAGGAAGAGGGAGGGAAGAAGAAGCUGUAUCCAAAGUAUCACUGUGCGGUUGGUGUGUAUAUUGGAGGUGGAGGUGAGGAGGAAGAGGAGGUUCGUCGAAAUAUAUACUGCCGUAUAUGGAUUUUCCGCCCAAUGAUCCCGUCAAACUUCUGCGCCACUAUACAACAGAAGCAAGACGCGGACAAGUUAACGAGCUUGAAAGAGUAUAAUCGAGGUUCUCCCCGGUUUCAAUAG